Meira miltonrushii is the source of this 1830-nucleotide messenger RNA. RefSeq names its product FAD-linked oxidoreductase. The record is from RefSeq and is a predicted model, not a curated record. Bases 78 to 1727 code for a protein of 549 amino acids. Gene Ontology annotation, cellular component: mitochondrion. Gene Ontology annotation, molecular function: proline dehydrogenase activity; FAD binding. The transcript has a single exon. Lineage: Eukaryota; Fungi; Basidiomycota; Exobasidiomycetes; Exobasidiales; Brachybasidiaceae.
AAGAAAGUAUAAACUUAAGUUUUAAAAUUUAAUACCCUCAUCGUCAUGCUGAAAUCGAAAUUAUCAAUAUUGCAAGCAUGUUUCGUACAUUGAUCUCGCAAAAAUUACACCUCGGACGAGCACAACCUUUCUUGGGAGAUGGUCUACGGUGUAGGGGACCAUCAAUAUCAAGAAUAAUAAAUCGAAUCGAUCUUCACGUCGAGGAUUCAAGGGUGAAGAGAUUAUUGCAUACGACAGCUUCUCAAUCUAGCUCAUCAACAUCGUCAAUAUCGAUCAAAAGGGAGGCUAAGAGCGAAGGUGACUCAAAUAAAAGCACUUUCUCAAGAAAGAUACCAAAACAGACGCUUGUUGUGGCCGGGUUUGGAUUGGCAGCUUUGACAUACACUACACUUUCUAAUGGAAGUGAAGAAGUUGAAAAUGAUAAUCAACUACGAAACAAAACUUGGGGUGAAUUGAUAUCGCUCUAUCUCACUUAUCGAUUAUGCACAGUCACUUAUCUUGUCAAACAUGGUCCAGAAAUGCUCGACCUUCUCAAAUCGCUUGGCUUGGGUGGUCUUGGAAAUUUUAUGGUCAGCAGUACGUUCUUUGCCACUUUUUGCGGAGGAGGAGAUGUGAAUGGCAUGAUCUCUACCGGAAAACAGUUGCAACAACAAGGACUAGGAACAAUUGUUGAUUAUGCAGAAGAGGAGAUCGAAUUCAAUGUAAACACAGAUAUGGAACAACAAAGACGCGCAGUCAUGACAAGAUUCACGGAAAGUAUCCUUGCCGCUUCGCAAAUUGCAGCGGGCUCAUUCGUUGCUUUACGUAUGACAACGUUUUGUCCGCAUCAUGUGCUAAAGAACUUAACACAAGCAUGUCUUUCAGUUAAAAUAAAUCAUGAACAAACGUGUAUGGAGGAUGAGCACUUCUUACAGGAACAUUUGUCACCGUGGGAAAUCGAAGCAGUUCAUCAAGCUAUCGAUUGUCUUGGUCAAUUGGUUCGAGUGGCAUCCAAGAGCGGAGUUCAUAUCAUGCUUGAUGCUGAAACAUGGGAAACACAAGUCGCGAUCGAUCACAUGUUCUUACAAGUAUUACGUGAAACAUCAAAAGAUGCUCAAAGUCGCUCCUCUCGCCCAACAAUCUUUCAAACAUUUCAAGCAUACACCAAAUCAUGUCCAGAACGGCUAGAGCAAGCUAUCCGAUUCUCCGAGGCAAAUGAUUGUCCUCUUGGAGUGAAGUUGGUCCGUGGUGCGUACGUUGAGGCAGAAACAAAGCGGGCAGUAGAUUCCGGCUUAUCCUCACCUUUAUGGUCUAGCAAAGAGGAAACGGAUCGAUGCUAUAAUCAUGCAAUCGUUUCGUUUAUAGAAAGAAUGAGAACAAACAUUAUUUCUCAAAGUUCCAACGCUGGACCCGUUUCGAUCAUGUUGGCGACACACAACGAACAAAGCGCAAUGCUAGGACUACAGGAACGAGCAUUUUUAGCGAGAGAAGAUCGGAAGCGAGUAUUCUUUGCGCAAUUGUAUGGGAUGGGUCGUGAAUUAAGUCAAAAAGUUGCGCAAAAGGCGUCAUCAGGCGAGGAAGAAGAUGACACUGCUCCUGACGUAUACAAGUACGUUCCUUAUGGACCAUUGGAUGUCGUCAUGAAUUAUCUACAAAGAAGGGCCACGGAAAAUCUAGGAAUGCGUUCUCUGGCUGUGCAUGAAUAUCUUGCUGCUGGACGAGAAAUGCGAAGGAGGGUGCUGGGCUAAUGCUGUGUGUUUUGUAUGAUCAUGCUCUGUCUAUAUUCAGCUUUCUCAUUGCUUUCUAUCAUGCUGUACAUUACCAAUCUUGACAAUUAUCCACUUUGCUGUG